ACGUGCGCAGUCUCACUCUGUGCUUUGACAGCCUGAUUUCGGUGACGAAGUGGGUCGGAUGGCUAUCUCUGGAUACUGAGACUGUUUCGGAUCUACCGGUGCCCAUUUAUGCCCUUAUACAAGAACGCAAAAACCCGCUCGUCUCUGUCUGCCACAGUCAACCCUUAGUCUUCUGAUUCUUCAGGAGACACUCAGCAAGACACUUUGAUUGUGCAUUCUCGGGAUGGAUGGACUAGCAGCUAAGCAUUCGCGAAUGCGUCUUCCUACUCUACUUGCGCACGUCGCGCAGACCAUUUUGGCUUUCGUAAUUCUGGGCCUCGCAGCAUACGGAGUCGAAUACAUCUCGUACAAUGUCUUGAUUUACUCCAUUGCAGUGAAUGUCUGCAGUCUGGGCGUGUCAUCCUGGCUGCUCGUCUCACGCACAUUUCUCUCGAAAUUUGACAACAUCUGGAUUGCCCUGGGCCUGCAUGCUUGGAUGCUUGUUUUCUGGAUCGUCAGUCUUGGACUCACUGCCGACCUGACAAAGGCGUGGAGCCCUCAGUGCUCAUACACCCCCGAAGCCGGCAAGAUCUGCUCAACAUUUGUUACCAAGCGAGACACCACGUUCCGUACAUAUUACGGAGUGCUGGUCGUAAGCUCUGUACUCAUUGGUCUUCAGGUAAUUCUUUGGCUCGGCACCACCGCGCUCCUCGCCCUCGAUCUCAAGUGUCGCUGCUCCACGGUCACACAAUCUCAUACUGUUGGCGCAGGACCUCGCUUCUCCAACGACUCUCAGACGACCGCAGGCGACAUUGAGAAGCCCAAUACAUUCGACUAUGUUAGUGCGACACCCGUCCGUAAAGAAGCAGAGCCAGUCAUACCGCUGCCAUCUCCAGAGAUCAGUGGCGUCAAGCAAGUAGAGCCGUUUCAACCUGAUCAGCCCACACAGCAUAAUCCCCGGUCGACAUUAGAUCAAGCAAGCAUCCCAACAUCACCCGCCCCGUCUGAGAUUGAAUGGAUCGGCCUAGAUGGCAUAGAUAGUGUGGGGUCACCGGUGCCUUCGUCACGAGUGCUGAGUCAGUACGCUACGCAUUGGGAUGUUGUGAAUGAGGCGCGUCCUAUUGAACGAGGUCCUCAGACGAAUCGGAUAUAGAGAGAGGCUACAAUUGAAGAAAGACGUAGAUAACAUCGAGGUGGUGAUGCCAUAAUAGCAUUUGUACAUCUUUCGUCACUAUUGACUGUCACACAUGCCAUGUAAACGCAAGUAAAGUAUAGACAGUAGAGACUCAAUGCCUUCAACGAUGAUGCAACCGGAUAUGUCCGCUCAGA
This is a messenger RNA of Didymella exigua CBS 183.55, 1308 nucleotides long. RefSeq lists its product as uncharacterized. The transcript has 3 exons. The record is from RefSeq and is a predicted model, not a curated record. Lineage: Eukaryota; Fungi; Ascomycota; Dothideomycetes; Pleosporales; Didymellaceae. Bases 224 to 1132 code for a protein of 302 amino acids.